GGGAAGCCGAGGGUUACCCACGCGGGCUGGGGGAAUCCCAGGCCAGAAGGUGCUGGCUGUGGCCGGCUCUGCAGGGAAAGGAGCCGCCUGGUGUAGCUGGAGGGGUCCCUGCUGAGGAGCACCCAGGAGACCCGACACUGAGACAAAGGAGAAGAAAGCCGGACCCUCAGGAUGAAGCACGUAUCGAUCCACUGGUUCCGUAAGGGUCUUCGCCUUCACGAUAACCCUGCCCUGCUGGCAGCGAUGACAGACUGCCACACGCUCUAUCCCGUCUUCAUCCUCGACCCCUGGUUCCCAAAGAACAUGCGGGUCAGCGUCAACCGCUGGAGGUUUCUGGUCGAGUCGCUGAGAGAUCUGGACGAGAGCCUUCAGAAACUGAACUCGAGGCUGUUUGUGGUACGUGGCCGCCCCACGGAGGUAUUCCCGGUCCUCUUUAAAGAGUGGAAGGUGACACGGCUGACGUUCGAGAUAGACACGGAGCCCUACUCCAGGCAGCGCGAUCGCGAGGUGGUGAGGCUGGCAGCUGAACAUGGCAUUCAGGUUAUUCAGAAAGUGUCCAACACCUUGUAUGACACUGAUAGAGUAAUUGCUGAAAACAAUGGCAAGGCGCCUCUGACCUAUGUGCGCCUACAGACGCUCCUGGCGGCGCUGGGACCACCAAAGCGGCCCGUGCCAGCUCCCACUCUGGAAAAUCUGAAGGAUUGCUGUACCCCCUGCAAAGACAACCAUGAUGCAGAGUAUGGGAUCCCUACGCUGGAGGAGCUGGGUCAGGACCCGGAGCAAGCAGGUCCUCGCCUCUACCCAGGAGGAGAGUCUGAGGCGCUUUGCAGGCUUGACUUGCAUAUGAACAGAACGGCCUGGGUGUGUAAUUUCCAGAAGCCCCAGACUGAGCCCAACUCCCUGAACCCGAGCACCACUGUGCUGAGCCCUUACAUCAAGUUUGGAUGCUUGUCAGCGCGAACCUUCUGGUGGAGGUUGGCUGAAAUCUACCAGGGGAGGAAACACUCCAACCCGCCCGUGUCUUUGCAUGGGCAGCUCCUGUGGAGGGAGUUCUUCUACACGGCAGGAGCUGGGAUCCCCAACUUCAACAAGAUGGAAGGCAACCCCGUCUGCGUGCAGGUGGACUGGGAUAACAAUCCAGAGCACCUCAGAGCCUGGAGCGAGGGCCGGACAGGCUACCCCUUCAUCGACGCCAUCAUGACCCAGCUGCGCACUGAAGGCUGGAUCCAUCACCUGGCCCGGCAUGCUGUGGCCUGCUUCCUGACUCGAGGAGACCUGUGGAUAUCCUGGGAGCAAGGGCAAAAGGUCUUUGAGGAGUUGCUGCUGGAUGCUGACUGGUCCCUGAACGCUGGCAACUGGCAGUGGCUGUCGGCGAGCGCCUUCUUCCACCAGUUCUUCCGCAUCUACUCGCCCGUCGCCUUCGGCAAGAAGACGGACAAGGGCGGAGAGUAUAUCAAGAAGUACCUCCCUUUCCUCCGGAAGUUCCCCGCUGAGUACAUCUAUGAGCCCUGGAAGGCGCCGCGAAGCGUGCAGGAGCAGGCAGGCUGCGUGAUUGGCCGAGAUUACCCCAAGCCCAUCGUGGUGCACGAGGUGGUGAGCAAGAGGAACGUGGAGCGGAUGAAGGCAGCCUAUGCCCGGCGAUCGGCCAGCACCACGGCCCAGUUGGAGGGAGGGGGUGGCAAGAAAGGUGCCAAAAGGAAGACACCUGCGGGUCCCUCUGUGGCCGAACUGCUGACAAAGAAACCAAAGACUUAAGAGCAGCUGAAUUCCUCAAGCACUGCCAGUGGAUCUUGACAAUGGGCCAGUCUCUUCUGUGCCGCAAGGGGAGAACCCCAGGCAGCACAAGAUCCCAUUUGGGCUUUAUGAAGAGAAGCUCUGGGCUCUGUUCUAAUCCCUUGACUGACAGCUAGGAGCCCUGGCCUUCUGAGACUAGGGAAAGCUAGGGUGGGGUUUGGGCACUACCUCUCCUAUUGGCUCAGGAAACCUUUUCAUGCUGCACCCUUUCAUUCAGCCCCUUGAGCCUGUUCGGUGAACUGUCCUUUGACACUGGUGCUUUCUAUGCUGCUCCCAGCGGAGUUUCUCUUUUGGAAAGGCCAUUGCCAUGGAGUGGAUCAGUUUGUCUGCGUACCUUAGGGUGAAUUCACCCUACAGCACUCGGGGAGGUAGAUGUUUCACCACCCGUUUUCCACACAAGUGGACUGAGAAAGAGAGAUUACUGGGCAGAUUUCCAGUGGGAGCUGCUGGAUCCCUUAAAAAUCUGGCCCUAAUUGACUUGCUCAGAUCACUUAAGGAGGCAGAGUGGGGAACUGAACUCACAUCUUGCACUACAUUAAUAACUUGCUGGUGCGCCAAAUGCCCCGCCAGCCUGGCUGGGAAUCGGUAGUGAACUCCCCGUUUAAGCUUUGCUGCCCCCUUUUGGCAGACAGCAGCUUGGGAGGCCAAAGUGAGGGAUGCUGGACAUGGAUGUGGCCUUUUGCCCAUCUUUGUACUGAGCAUGAAAUGCUGGUUACUCAUUGCCACCAUCCUUGGGACCUGUACGCCCCGUUCUGCAGCAUGUCCAACCCAGGCAUAAUUUCACUAUCCCUUGGCUGUGGUCUCCUCGGGUAUUACAGAUAUCCCUGGAAGCACUAGGUGGAGUCUUACAAGAGCGUGGGGGCAGAGCUGAUCUUGAUGUCCCAAAGUCAGGAAAGUAACUGAAAUACUUCUCUGAUGGAUUGUAUUUACUGAGGGGCAACACGUCCUAAAUUCUCAGUUACUGAGGGACAAUCUACA
Molecule: messenger RNA, 2772 nt
Organism: Mauremys reevesii (Reeves's turtle)
Lineage: Eukaryota; Metazoa; Chordata; Testudines; Geoemydidae
Product: cryptochrome-1-like
Exons: 11
Coding region: 172-1755 (527 amino acids)
Biological process (GO): entrainment of circadian clock by photoperiod; circadian regulation of gene expression
Cellular component (GO): nucleus; cytoplasm
Molecular function (GO): FAD binding; DNA binding
Source: RefSeq, a predicted model, not a curated record